Messenger RNA from Balaenoptera musculus (blue whale), 1946 nucleotides. RefSeq names its product DNA damage regulated autophagy modulator 2 (gene DRAM2). NCBI's taxonomy places the organism in Eukaryota, Metazoa, Chordata, Mammalia, Artiodactyla, Balaenopteridae. The record is from RefSeq and is a predicted model, not a curated record. Gene Ontology annotation, biological process: regulation of autophagy; photoreceptor cell maintenance. The coding region runs from base 267 to 1067 and encodes 266 amino acids. Gene Ontology annotation, cellular component: lysosome. The transcript has 9 exons.
CAGGCGGCGGCGCGAGCGCGCACCUCCGAGUGGUGAGCGCGCCCCGGGGCCGGCUUAGCUGCUCGGGUGCGCGCCUCGGGGCCCUGCCCCAUCUCUGUCCUGCCUGCAGCCUCCGGAGCCGGCAGUCCGUACGGGCAGGGUCAUCCAAGCAAGCCCGACCGAGCUCCGCCUCCCGCAUCUUUUCCCGGCACCAAACAACGCGUUAAUCCAGCUCUUCGUCCAAGUGCUUCGCGCUUCCGGAAGAAGGCAGUGGAGACCUGUUUGAGAUGUGGUGGUUUCAGCAAGGCCUCAGUUUCCUUCCUUCAGCCCUUGUAAUUUGGACGGCUGCUGCUUUCAUAUUUUCAUAUAUCACUGCUAUAACACUUCACCAUGUUGACCCUGUUUUGCCUUAUAUCAGUGACACUGGUACAGUAGCUCCAGAAAAAUGCUUGUUUGGGGCAAUGUUAAAUAUUGCCGCAGUUUUAUGCAUUGCGACCAUUUAUGUUCGUUAUAAGCAAGUUCAUGCUCUGAAUCCUGAAGAGAGUCGUAUCAUCAAAUUAAACAAGGCUGGCCUUGUACUUGGAUUACUGAGUUGUUUAGGACUUUCUAUUGUGGCAAACUUCCAGAAAACCACCUUUUUUGCUGUACAUGUAUGUGGAGCUGUGCUCACCUUUGGCAUUGGCUCAUUAUACAUGUUUGUUCAGACUAUCCUUUCCUACCAAAUGCAGCCCAAAAUUCACGGCAAACAAGUCUUCUGGAUCAGACUACUGUUGGUUAUCUGGUGUGGAGUAAGUGCAUUUAGCAUGCUGACUUGUUCAUCACUUUUGUACAGUGGCAGUUUUGGCACUGAUAUAGUACAGAAACUCCACUGGAAUCCUGAGGACAAAGGUUAUGUGCUUCACAUGAUCACUACUGCAGCAGAAUGGUCUAUGUCACUUUCCUUCUUCGGUUUUUUCCUGACUUAUAUUCGUGAUUUUCAGAAAAUUUCUUUACGGGUAGAAGCCACUUUACACGGAUUAACCCUCUAUGACACUGCUCCUUGCCCUAUUAACAAUGAACGAACACGGCUACUUUCCAGAGAUGUAUGAUGAAAGAACAAAAUAUACCUAUGGUGAUUAUGAUUCUCAGGGAUUGGGGAAAUAUUCAUGAAAGUUACUUAUUCUGCUCUGAAAUUUUCAACCAGUUAAUCAAGGCUGACAGUGACAUCAAAGAAUCCUGAUAAUCAAGAGACAUGAAUUAAGCCAUUUGAUGUUGUUUUAAAGGAUAUCUUCAAGAGGACCAUGAAAAAACAUUUAUGCCUAUACUUUUCUAUCCCAGAAAGUAAAACCAAAGGACUACAAAAUUGUAGAUUUUUUUCUACUUUUUUAAGAGAAACAACCAGAAGUGCACCAAGCAGUCUGCAAAAUUCAGCUUUUCACAUUUUUAAAAACAUUACAAACCAUGUUUUGUUUGGAGCACUUAUGUGAGAUAUGUUUCAGGACCCCAAAUAAUCAGCAAUGCUCAACAGCUUUAAAAUUGGGUUUUGAAGUAAUAGUUUUACCAUAUUAAUACAUUUCUUAUAGUCUUUAUAAAAUUUAUUUCCUCUGGAAUCCAACUUUAAAGGGAAGCAGACCUGAAUUCAUGUGAGCACUUUUAUUGCUUAAGCUUUGCACAAGAGAUUCUGUAGAUAUUGAUUUGAUUCCUGCCACAAGGUCAGAUAGUAUGCUAACUGGUCUAUACACAUGCUUGUGAUAGUUUCAUGAAGCUUAGUCUCUGAUAUGAGAUUUUAAUUACUAAUGAAUGAGAAAAGUAGCUAUAGGUAAAUUUACUCCAGUUGUGUUUUGCAUAAAACAAUGGUUAGUGUUCCUACACAAGUCUGAGAAGUUUGUGAAUAACAGCAAGUAUAAUUAAAAUAAAAGUCACCUCAAGCUGCACUCAAGAGUGUCUGAAGAUUUUCAUUUAUAGCAAAUUAUAAUUACUUGAAAAAG